AGGCUUCCCCAGUCUUCCCUUUCUUCUUGACUCACUUGGCGGCACCCACUUCCAUCCGAGACGCGCGUUUCUUGGCCUCGGACAUCGGGCUCAUGUUGCCAUUGCAUAGUUGUGCCCAUGACUUCAUUCAAGUAGACCUACUGCCCUCUUGUCCUUUUGGUCCUCAACAGUGCACCAUCUUUCAACCUUAUCAAUAUUUCCCACGCCUCUCACAGGUUCUGACGAUCACUUCCUUCGUAUGAUAAUCUCAAAGCGCAUUUCUUUCGAAAUCGAGCCGUCCUUCGUAAGAUCAGCAAGAAUCACAUCACUGAUACCAAGAGCAUCUCGGGCUCUUUCGCGGCUGCCAACGACCACGACCCUGACCUGGGGUACCUCCCGGCUGUACUAGCUGACGACGGAGGCGGCCUAUUCAGACGAUCCUCAAAUCCAUUCAACAUGCGCUUCUUCGCCUUGUUACAGACUCUGGUACUUCUCGGGGCAACUGCUACAGCUUAUCGACUUCAAUAUCCCGACCACGAUUCCAAGACGGGAAAGAGAGGCCUCGAGCGCCGCGAUGGCAAAUACUUCCACGAACCCUCUGGCUCUCUCGAAUUAGGCCAUUACGAUGCCCGCUUUUUCAAACAGGCACUCGACUACGACGAGCAUCGCAUUGUCCUCCGGAACCUUAUUCGCGCCUACCUUACCGUCUGCUCUGAAAACAAAGUCGAGACCUGGUUGGCCCAUGGGACUCUCCUCGGUUGGUGGUGGAAUGGCCAGGUCAUGCCCUGGGACUACGACUUGGAUGUUCAAAUGUCUGCGGCUACUCUCGACUGGGUCGGCGAGAACCUCAACCGUACAGAGCACUUCUACAACUGGACCGGGACGGACAACAGCCAGCAUACAAGUCGUUACCUUCUCGACAUCAAUCCCCACCACAUCGAGCGCGAUCGUGGCGAUGGCCUGAACAUCAUCGAUGCUCGUUGGAUCGACAUGGCCAACGGUGCUUUCGUCGACGUCACCGGGGUUGCGGAACGCGAACUGCCUGAAAACCCCGGCGUCUGGUCGUGCCGGAAUUCGCACAGGUACCAUACGACAGACCUGUUCCCUAUGCGGCAGACCGAAUUCGAGGGGUUGCCUGCGAUUGUUCCGUACAGUUUCGAACGCAUCCUGAUUGAGGAGUACGGCGACAGGAGCAUCGUGGCAACGGAGUGGGCAGGAAAGCGUGGGUCAGGAUGGAUUAAAGUCCGCAUGGGUUUUGUUGUGUGA
Molecule: messenger RNA, 1245 nt
Organism: Verticillium alfalfae VaMs.102
Lineage: Eukaryota; Fungi; Ascomycota; Sordariomycetes; Glomerellales; Plectosphaerellaceae
Exons: 2
Coding region: 436-1245 (269 amino acids)
Source: RefSeq, a predicted model, not a curated record